AUGCGGUACAGUUCAUAUACACCGUUCAAUACGCCUAGAGCGGCAAUUUAUUCGGUGAAUCAGAACAUAGAAGGAUGGACAAGGCCAAUUCUGAUGAAGGCAAGGCCGAGGGAUGUCAAAAAGUAUUGCAUGUUUCAUAGAGACGUGGGUCAUUAUACCGAGGAGUGCACACAAUUGAAAGAUAAUAUUGAGGAGUUGAUAAGAAAGGGGCAUUUAGCUCAAUAUCGGAAAAAUACAGGAGGAGGUCAGCCGCUCACUCGGCAGAUUGAAAGGCAACAAUUAGAAGCAAGGCUAGAAAGACCACAAGGUGGGAUAAUUCGGCAAGGGGACGGAGGAAUGCCACCGUUAUCCACAGGAAGAUUAGAUGUGAUAACGGGAGGGCCAGUGCAGAGGGGAACGAUCAGUGGCGCUAAAAAGCACUUAUCUGAGCAUCGUCAUUUAGUGUAUGCCUUGGAUGUUGAUAGCCGACCUCGGCCAGCAUCGAUUCCUGACGUGGUGUUUACAGAGGAGGAUGCAAGGGAAAUUGUCUUCCCACAUGAUGACCCGUUGGUUCUAAUAACAAAGAUAAAUGGGGCCGACAUCAAGAGAGUUCUGGUUGAUGGGGACAGCUCAGCGAAUGUUCUGUUUAUGAAAGCUUUCAAUGAAAUGAAGAGAGGAAGGCAAUAUUUGACACCGGUGUCUUAUCCGGUUAUUGGGUUCAAUGGGUCAACGGUGAGGCUAGAAGGAAGUAUAGUGCUACUAGUUAGACUGGGUGAUGGGCUGAAAGCGAGAGAUAUGAUGGUAGAGUUCCUGGUAGUUGAUGUGCCGUCAACUUACAAUGCAAUUAUCGGCAGACCGAUAAUUCAUGAUGUGCAGGCAGUAGUGUCAACUUAUCAUCUCACGAUAGCUUAUGUGUCAAAUUUGGGAGCUGUUGAAAAGGUACAUGGGGGCCAGAUAAUGGCAAAGUCUUGUUAUGUAACGGCUUUGAAGAAUCCAGUUGCGAACGGUCCAAUACCGAAUAAUUCAAGGAAGGAAAAAUAA
Chenopodium quinoa (quinoa) is the source of this 1020-nucleotide messenger RNA. RefSeq lists its product as uncharacterized. Lineage: Eukaryota; Viridiplantae; Streptophyta; Magnoliopsida; Caryophyllales; Amaranthaceae. Bases 1 to 1020 code for a protein of 339 amino acids. The transcript has a single exon. The record is from RefSeq and is a predicted model, not a curated record.